Molecule: messenger RNA, 531 nt
Organism: Melampsora larici-populina 98AG31
Lineage: Eukaryota; Fungi; Basidiomycota; Pucciniomycetes; Pucciniales; Melampsoraceae
Exons: 4
Coding region: 1-531 (176 amino acids)
Source: RefSeq, a predicted model, not a curated record
AUGGCACUCCUGUACGUGAACUAUGGAGCAAGAUCCAAAAGAGUAUUAGAGAAAUCUGAAGAUGCCAAAGCAAACAGUCAACUUUCUGAAGUACCCUUGAUAGCCCGGUUCACACAAGGCACACAGUUGGACCGGUGUCUACAAGCUCCAGAAGGGGAUCCAGGUAUCCCAGUGUCUAGCUGGAGAGAAAGAGAGGCCCCAAGGGCCCCUCCCAAACCACCAGCCACCCUAUUGACUAAAGAGAAAACUCAAAAGUCUGCCCAGGAAGCAGGUGGAGGGAUUUUGACUGUGCAAGAAAAACACACACCCCACACCGAGGAGCACUCCUUCAACCUUAUCUCCAAGAGAGGAUCCACCCUGAUCUCAUGCCAUACUCUGUUGACCCCAUCCAAGUGUGCUGCUGCGACUUUGGCGACGUCAGUCAUGUGGGAAGCAAGACUAUCAACUUUUGAAUAUGAUCAGCAAAUGUGGUUCUGGUGGAUGUCAAUGGAAGGAGAGAAAGCAUCAAAAAAACGUACCUUGAACAAUUGA